This is a messenger RNA of Alternaria postmessia, 480 nucleotides long. RefSeq names its product Ubiquitin-conjugating enzyme E2 8 (gene UBC8). The transcript has 5 exons. Gene Ontology annotation, cellular component: nucleus. Bases 1 to 480 code for a protein of 159 amino acids. NCBI's taxonomy places the organism in Eukaryota, Fungi, Ascomycota, Dothideomycetes, Pleosporales, Pleosporaceae. Gene Ontology annotation, biological process: protein polyubiquitination; ubiquitin-dependent protein catabolic process. The record is from RefSeq and is a predicted model, not a curated record. Gene Ontology annotation, molecular function: ubiquitin conjugating enzyme activity.
AUGAAGCAGGAGUUCUACGUCAGGUUCAAGGGCCCGGUAGAGACGCCAUUCGAAGGUGGCCUCUGGAAGAUCCACGUCGAGCUCCCUGACCAAUACCCCUACAAGAGUCCCAGCAUCGGAUUUGUUAACCGCAUCUUCCAUCCCAACAUCGAUGAACUCUCCGGCUCCGUCUGCCUCGAUGUCAUCAACCAGACCUGGUCACCAAUGUACGACAUGAUCAACAUCUUCGAAGUCUUCCUUCCCCAACUCCUGCGGUACCCCAACCCAACCGAUCCCCUCAACGGAGAAGCUGCGGCGCUGUUGAUGCGAGAACCGAAAAGCUACGAUGCCAAGGUCAAGGAAUACGUUCAAAAGUACGCCAACAAGGAUACCGCUGAAGACUCCGACAAAGACGAUGGCGAUGACGAUGAGAUGAGUUCGGUUGGUAGUUAUGAGUCGGGUGAUGAGGAUGAGGCGGCGGGGAACAUGGAGGAUAUCUGA